AUGGGCGAACAGCCCAACCCUUGGAACAUACUACAGCCCCAGGUGGCGAAGAGCCGACAUCGAGGUGCCAAACAUGGUAUUUGUGAACCUGUUUCUGGAUCUCUACUUUACGGAAACAAUAUUAUUUCCGGUGCCAUUAUUCCUACUUCUGCAGCUAUCGGUUUGCACUUUUACCCAAUAUGGGAAGCAGCAUCCGUUGAUGAAUGGUUAUACAAUGGUGGUCCUUAUGAACUAAUUGUUCUACACUUCUUACUUGGUGUAGCUUGUUACAUGGGUCGUGAGUGGGAGCUUAGUAUCCGUCUGGGUAUGCGACCUUGGAUUGCUGUUGCAUAUUCAGCUCCUGUUGCAGCUGCGACUGCUGUUUUCUUGAUCUACCCAAUUGGUCAAGGAAGCUUUUCUGAUGGUAUGCCUCUAGGAAUUUCUGGUACUUUCAACUUCAUGAUUGUAUUCCAGGCUGAGCACAACAUUCUUAUGCACCCAUUUCACAUGCUAGGCGUAGCUGGUGUAUUCGGCGGCUCCCUAUUUAGUGCUAUGCAUGGUUCCUUGGUAACCUCUAGUUUGAUCAGGGAAACCACAGAAAAUGAAUCUGCUAAUGAAGGUUACAGAUUCGGUCAUUUUUCUCGAAUUUUUUGGCGAUGCAUUUGCUCUCCAAACGUUGGUGGCCGAGGUCUCGAAUGUCUUGGAGACGACGGUUCAUCUCCUCGAAAUCUUCCUUCAACUCGAGAUCAGAAGACGACUCCACUGGUUUUUUCCUGGUUCACUUAUCUUUUCUUCUACCGGGCGGUCGGGCCAACUCUUCUUCAACUUGCUCGUCAACGUCCACAACAACAUUUAGAUCGACAUUGCGGGCAUCAGAAGUUGGUGUGUCAGGGUCAACGGAGGAUGACGUUUUUGACCGUUUAG
Messenger RNA from Helianthus annuus (common sunflower), 903 nucleotides. RefSeq names its product photosystem II protein D1-like. NCBI's taxonomy places the organism in Eukaryota, Viridiplantae, Streptophyta, Magnoliopsida, Asterales, Asteraceae. Gene Ontology annotation, biological process: photosynthetic electron transport in photosystem II; photosynthesis, light reaction. Bases 1 to 903 code for a protein of 300 amino acids. The record is from RefSeq and is a predicted model, not a curated record. The transcript has 2 exons. Gene Ontology annotation, cellular component: photosystem II; chloroplast thylakoid membrane.